Bicyclus anynana (squinting bush brown) is the source of this 790-nucleotide messenger RNA. RefSeq names its product apolipoprotein D. The record is from RefSeq and is a predicted model, not a curated record. The coding region runs from base 155 to 778 and encodes 207 amino acids. NCBI's taxonomy places the organism in Eukaryota, Metazoa, Arthropoda, Insecta, Lepidoptera, Nymphalidae. The transcript is spliced from 4 exons. Gene Ontology annotation, molecular function: pigment binding.
GCGACUACUAUUGAUAAACCAGGUUAAGAAUACAACGUGAAACGUAAAUCUCAAUAAGAUAUCAACUAAGAUGUAUAUCUGAUAAACUAAUCUGAGAUAGUUGUAACGCUACGGAAUACAUACGCAUCCAUCUCAAUAACAUAGUGCUGACAAAAUGUGUAAAAAAUAUAUUAGUUUUUUAUUAUUGCUCAAUUUGCACGUGUCAUGUCUUGGACAAGUGAUUUUAUUCGGCGAUUGUAAAGAGGUGAAGACUAUGGAGUACUUUGAAAUUGAAAGGUUCCUAGGUCAAUGGUACACAAUCCAACGCAUUCCUUCCUGGUACGAGGAAAACGGACAAUGUUCCUACAAGUUGGUCCAACAGUGCGAGAGAUCCAUCGUGUUCCAGCACCGGUCCAUCAGAGGCGGUAUCGAAUACAUGUUCCAUAUCAACAGUACUUACGCUCCGGGAGACGAAGCUGUGUUUGUUAUACCAAAAAAUAAUAUAGAUCCAUUUGGCAUCCCCCUAUCGGUAUUAAGGACUGAUUACACCAACUACGCGAUAGUAUACGGUUGCAAGUACAAUCAGAUGUUAAAUUUUAAAUAUGUUCUAACCUGGAUACUAUCCCGAAGUACAACAUUACCGCCCGAUAUACUUGACACAGCCUACGAGGAAUUGUACCCUCUACCCGGGGGUCUCGGGUACAUGGAGAGAGUGGACCACUCACCGGAACUCUGCGAUUACCACUGGACAGCACAUGUGCAAGCUGUUUACAAAAACGAUACUGAUACGAAUCCUUGACAUUUAAAUAUA